Peronospora belbahrii is the source of this 2007-nucleotide messenger RNA. NCBI's taxonomy places the organism in Eukaryota, Oomycota, Peronosporomycetes, Peronosporales, Peronosporaceae. The record is from the annotation of a GenBank genome assembly.
AUGGACAAGUAUACUGAGAGUAGUAUCCAGAAUGGUCCACGAUUGUUGCUUGAAGGUGCCUAUCCUCCACUGAAGAAUCUUGCUAAGACAGCACAUAUUCAGAGCCUUGAUCAAUAUGAGACAAUGUAUCAACAAUCACUUGAUGAUCCAAUUCACUUUUGGGGGACGCUCGCACGAGAGAAUCUAGACUGGUUUCGUGAUUUUGACCAGACAAUUGCAGGUACAAUCACCAAGGGCAAUGUCGCGUGGUUUCUCAAUGGACAACUGAAUAUCAGUAUCAAUUGUAUUGAUCGUCAUGUUAAGAAAUAUCCAAACAAGGUAGCUAUUAUUUGGGAAGCCGAUGAAAUUGAUCAAGGACGUAAGAUUACGUAUACAGAGCUACUGGAGGAAACAUGUCGUGUGGCGAAUGCAAUGAAACAUGCAGGUGUCAAGAAAGGUGACACUGUAGCCAUUUACAUGCCGAUGAUUCCUGAGAUUGCUUUCGUUAUGUUAGCCUGUACCCGUAUCGGCGCCGUCCAUAGUGUUGUCUUUGCUGGCUUCUCGGCUGAUGCUCUGCGUGAUCGUAUCAUUGAUGCCAAGACCCAAUGGGUCUUUACUUCCGACGAGGGUAAACGCGGUGGUCGCACACUACCGCUCAAGCAAAUUGUUGAUCAAGCUAUUGACGGCCUAGACUUUGUACGUAAUGUGUUUGUCUUUAGACGCACACAUAACGCACAAGUGAAGAUGAACCCGCAGAUUGACAUUGACAUGGAUGAAGAAUUACUGCGUCAUCGUCCGUACUGCACCGCUGAGUUUAUGAACUCCGAAGACCUAAUGUUCAUCUUGUACACGUCAGGAUCAACGGGUACUCCCAAGGGAAUUGCUCAUACGACGGCUGGCUACCUCUUGUACACUAUGAUCACGUCCAAGUACACAUUUGACUUGCAACACGACGAUGUAUACGCUUGUGUUGCUGAUGCGGGCUGGAUUACCGGACACAGCUAUAUCCUUUAUGGCCCGCUUGCCAACGGCGUCACUACGGUCAUGUUCGAGGGCACACCUAUGUACCCAGAUCAUGGUCGCUACUGGGACCUGGUCCAGCGUCACAAGGUGACCAAGUUUUACACUGCUCCGACAGCCAUUCGUGCUUUAAUGGCUCGCGGCAACGACAAGAUCAAGGACUACGAUCUAUCUACCUUGAAAAUCCUUGGUAGUGUUGGGGAGCCAAUCAAUCCGGAGGCGUGGAAGUGGUAUUAUGAAAUUGUGGGCAACCGCCAGUGCUACAUCGCUGACACAUAUUGGCAAACGGAAACUGGUGGACACGUUGGCGUUGGCCUUCCUGCUGCCACCCCGAUGAAGCCCGGAUCGUGCGCGAAGCCGUUCUUUGGCAUUGAUUUUGUGCUGACGGAUGAAAACGGCAGCGAGAUCGCGGGCAACGAUGUCGAGGGCCAACUUUGCAUCCGCAAACCCUGGCCAGGUAUGGCUCGCACAGUAUACGGCAACCACAAUCGUUACCUGCUGACGUAUAUGUCAACGCACAAGGGCCUGUACUUCACUGGUGAUGGCUGCCGUCGCGAUCAGGAUGGCUACUAUUUUAUAACUGGCCGUAUCGACGACGUACUAUGCACAUCUGGCCACCGCAUCGGCACGGCAGAAAUCGAGAGCGCUUUGGUGGCACACAACGUUGUAGCAGAGGCUGCGGUGAUUGGCAUUCCUCACCGCAUCAAGGGGGAGGGUAUCUGCUGCUUUGUGACACUAUUGGAUGGUGUGAUACCAAAUGCUGAAGUGCAGAAGGAAUUGGCGAUUCAAGUACGGUCGCACAUUGGCGCAUUUGCAACGCCUGAUUUGAUUAUUUUGGUACCUGGGUUGCCGAAGACACGCAGUGGCAAGAUCAUGCGUCGCGUGUUGCGCAAAAUCUCGCACGGUGAGGAGGAUUCACUCGGCGACGUUUCAACGCUGGCAGAUCCAUCGGUGGUGCCGGUUCUGAUCACAAACACGAAGGCAGCACUUGUUGGAAAAUCAUUUUGA